UGCAACCAGAAUUAGCGAUUGCCGAUACUACACAUAUAGCAGGAAAUUCUAUUAUUGGAGCUACAGUAUGUACUAUAGGUGCUAAAAGUAAUUUAAUAAGAUGUGGUGAGAUAGAAAUUGGAGAUGUGACAGAGUUUGUAAGCGAGAUUUAUACUGAGAAUAUGAUUGCAACAACCCGGAUAACACGACCUGGUGAUAGUG
Racocetra fulgida is the source of this 201-nucleotide messenger RNA. The record is from the annotation of a GenBank genome assembly. NCBI's taxonomy places the organism in Eukaryota, Fungi, Glomeromycota, Glomeromycetes, Diversisporales, Gigasporaceae.